This is a messenger RNA of Oryza sativa Japonica Group (Japanese rice), 2820 nucleotides long. RefSeq names its product probable sulfate transporter 3.5. Gene Ontology annotation, cellular component: plasma membrane. Gene Ontology annotation, biological process: transmembrane transport. The record is from RefSeq and is a predicted model, not a curated record. Gene Ontology annotation, molecular function: secondary active sulfate transmembrane transporter activity. NCBI's taxonomy places the organism in Eukaryota, Viridiplantae, Streptophyta, Magnoliopsida, Poales, Poaceae.
GAGCACACGCUGCACGUAAUCGCGAACGCGCGACAUGUACGCACAGCCACCGCCAUUCGGUGCUCGCGCGUAAUACUUAAUUAACCCUCACACUACUGUAGCCACUGCUCGCUCUGCACUCUCUCUCUGUCUGCAUGCAAAGCCAUAAUUAGGAGCCAAUGAAAUAGCAGUCACCGAGUCGAUCAGAGCAAAACGCUCUCGACUCGAUCGCGCGCGCGCGGUUGGCGGUUCCCUUCCUCCGCUCCGCUCCUCUCCAUCAUCGUCGUCUCUGUGUGUGUCUGUGUGUGUGUGUGUGUGUGGCAGUAGCAGCCAGAUCUCGGCCCCGGCCCCGGCGGAUCGAGAGACCGAUCGCGUACCCCACCCAUCCACAUGGGGACGGAGGCCGGCGACGUCGACGGCCGCAACCACCGGCCCGGCCGCGGGUCGUCCGCGUCGUCGCGCCACCUGCACGGCGUGGGAGGCGCCUCGGCGGCGGAGGUGAACCUGUCCGGGCGCCGCCCGUUCGCGGAGAAGCUGUGGUCGGACCUCGCGGAGACGUUCUUCCCCGACGACCCGUUCCGCGGGUUCGGCGCGCUGCCCCCGGCCAGGCGCGCGUGGUGCGCGGUCAAGUACUUCGUCCCGGCGCUGGACUGGGUCCCGCGCUACGGCCUCGACAAGUUCAAGUUCGACCUCCUCGCCGGCAUCACCAUCGCCAGCCUCGCCAUCCCGCAGGGCAUCAGCUACGCCCGCCUCGCCAACCUCCCUCCAAUCAUCGGCCUCUAUUCGAGCUUCGUGCCGCCGUUGAUGUACGCGGUGUUCGGGAGCUCCAACAACCUGGCGGUGGGGACGGUGGCGGCGGCGUCGCUGCUGCUGGCGUCCAUCAUCGAGACGGAGGUGGCGGCGGACGAGAACCCGCAGCUGUACCUGCAGCUCUUCUACACCGCCGCCUUCUUCACCGGCCUCUUCCAGACCGCGCUAGGCGUCUUUAGGUUAGGGCUAAUAGUGGAUUUCCUCUCGCGGUCGACGAUCACCGGGUUCAUGGGCGGCACGGCGAUGAUCAUCAUACUGCAGCAGUUCAAGGGCCUCCUGGGGAUGAAGCACUUCACCACCAAGACAGACAUCAUCUCCGUCCUGCACUCCACCUACCAUUACCGGCACGAGUGGAAAUGGCAGAGUGCAGUUCUCGGCAUAUGCUUCCUCUUGUUCUUGAUGUCGAGUAAGCACCUGAGAAAGAAACUGCCAAAGUUGUUCUGGGUGUCGGCCAUUGCGCCAUUCAUGGUUGUCGUCAUCGGAGGCAUCUUCGCUUUCCUUGUCAAGGGUGACGAGCAUGGAAUUCCGAUAGUCGGUAACCUGAAUAAAGGGAUCAAUCCCCUGUCCAUUGCGCAGCUAACGUUCCAGUCCAGGCACAUGAAGACGGCAGUGAAAGCUGGUCUCUUGUCUGGGAUCCUAGCACUGGCAGAAGGAAUAGCCGUCGGCCGAAGCUUGGCGAUGGUCAAGAACGAGCAGAUCGACGGCAACAAGGAGAUGAUCGCGUUUGGUAUCAUGAACAUCGCCGGUUCUUUCACCUCCUGCUACCUCACGACAGGGCCGUUCUCAAAGUCGGCGGUGAACUUCCACGCCGGGUGCAAGACGCCGAUGUCGAACGUGGUGAUGUCGGUGUGCAUCAUGCUGGUGCUGCUGUUCCUGGCACCCCUCUUCAAGUACACCCCGCUGGUGGCGCUCUCCUCCAUCAUCGUCGUCGCCAUGAUCGGGCUCGUCAAGGUCAAGGAGUUCUGCCACCUCUACAAGGUCGACAAGUUCGACUUCUGCAUCUGCAUGGUCGCCUUCCUCGGCGUCGUCUUCUUCACCAUGGUCGCAGGCCUCAGCGCAUCCGUAGGCUUGUCAGUUGUCAGGGCGUUGCUGUACGUGGCCAGGCCUGCCACCUGCAAGCUCGGGAACAUAGCAGGGAGCGAGACCUUCCGCGACGUGAAGCAAUACCCCCAAGCGAAGAGCAUCCCUGGCAUCCUCGUCUUGCAGCUCGGCUCUCCCAUCUACUUCGUCAAUGCGGGUUACCUGCGAGAAAGGAUUUUGAGAUGGGUGGAAGAUGAGGAUAACCUGUGCAAGAGCGUCGGGCACGAUCUGCAAUACUUGGUUCUUGAUCUUGGUGGUGUCACUUCUGUCGACAACUCUGGAGUUGGGAUGCUACUAGAAGUACACAAGAGCCUCGAACGAAGAGGGAUCACGAUAGCUCUGACGAAUCCGAGGCUAGAGGUAACAGAGAAGCUGGUGCUGUCUGGAUACGUCAGGGACAUCUUAGGGGAUGAGUGGGUCUUCCUGACGGUCAAGGACGCCAUCACGGCGUGUCGAUACGCGCUGCAGAUAUCCAGAAAUAAGGGAGAAGACGAAGUAUAGGGAGCUCUUUCUUGCGUAGAGCUGUUUAGAAAUUAUAGGUGUAGACACUUGGGCAAUGGGCAGGCAAGGCAAGCAGGACGAAAUGCUCCACUAUCAAAGGGUAUGAGGAAGAUUCAGAAAGUACCACGAGCUAGUAACAGUUUAUUCAGUCGCAUGGAUUAAGUAGUACUUGCUAGAUGCUUUGGAUUGUUGGUCGAUCUCUGCAUGUUCUGAAUUGUGGAGUAUCAUGGUAAUUUCAGGUAUUUGUUGAUUAGGGGCAAUGGGGAAUAUAGUGAGGAGGAUGGAACCAGUGUUCGUGUAUAGACUAGUUUAUAUUCUGGGUUUACAGAGAAGUUCAUAGAUUUGCAUGUAUCAGGCCUUCAGGGUUGCAUUGCUCAAUUCAGGGUGAAAGGCUUGUUCACUACUUGAACUGCUAGAAUAAUAAAUUAUUUAGAUCAAUUUUCUUGAUUA